Molecule: messenger RNA, 1497 nt
Organism: Endocarpon pusillum Z07020
Lineage: Eukaryota; Fungi; Ascomycota; Eurotiomycetes; Verrucariales; Verrucariaceae
Exons: 1
Coding region: 1-1497 (498 amino acids)
Cellular component (GO): mitochondrion
Molecular function (GO): FAD binding; proline dehydrogenase activity
Source: RefSeq, a predicted model, not a curated record
AUGACCACUGUUCUCCAGCCUGUACGACUGUUCUUUGUGCAUAAAUCUGCUGCUCCCUUUCCCUCGAUUCCUGCGUUUGUUCGGUGGCAAAUAUCGCCAAUACUUUAUAACUGCCAGCAACAGGCUCGUUGUGCCCAUUCUAGAAGAAAUGUCUCGUACACUGCAGCAGAGGUCGAGGAGAUUGAGAAGCUUGCGUCCUUCCGAGCACCAAAUAUGCCCAGGCGUGCCUCUCCAUUAUCCAUCCUUCCUCUUUCCAACCUAAUCCGAUCCUACCUGAUUACAGCUGUGUCCUCGUCUCCCCUGCUGCUUCGUACAUCGCUGGGAGCCCUCAAGUUCCUUGCCCACAGCAAAUCGCCAAUUUUGAAUCCUGAUCGAAACCCAAUCCUGCAUUUCCUGCUCAAAAGAACGAUAUAUGCCCAGUUUUGUGGUGGAGAAACGGCCGAUGAAGUCGAUCAAACAAUAAACAAGCUAAAGCGCAUGGGAUACACAGGAAUUCUGCUUGGCUAUGCUCGGGAGGUGUGCCUAGACGGAAAUGAGGCCCAGAACAUGAAAUGCACAGGGAGCCGAGAGGACUUAAACGCCAAUACGAUCUUAAGCUGGGCAAGAGGCACCAUUUCCACAGUCAAAUUGGCCCAACCGGGCGACUUUGUGGCCAUCAAAUUCACAGGUGCUGGGACGCAGGCCUUGCAACAUCUGGUCGAAGUGAAGCCACCGCCACCGCUGCUGGCAAAGAGUAUCACCGAGAUUUGUGAUCUGGCGAUGACGAGGAAUGUGAGACUGCUCUUCGAUGCGGAACAAGAUGCCGUGCAAGCAGGCAUAGAUGCCUGGACAAUCUCCUAUAUGAAGCAGUACAACCGCAAGGAAAAAGCGCUGGUGUAUGGCACCUACCAGGCGUAUAAGAAGUCCACUCCUGGAGUACUCGCCAAUCAUCUGGCAUUGGCCCACAAGAAUACCUUUGUACUUGGCGUCAAGUUAGUUCGAGGAGCUUAUCUUGGAAGCGAUCCUCGACAUCUUUUCUGGGACACGAUCGAGGAGACCCACAAGGCAUAUGACGGCAUCGCUGAGAGCUUGAUGCGUCGCACCUACAAUGACGUCUUGAAACCAACAUCUUCUGGCACGAAAACAUUUCCUUCCAUCAAUGUUGUCUUGGCAGGCCACAACAAGGAUAGUAUUGCGAAGGCACAGGAGAUCCGCAAUUCUCAAGCCUGUUCGAACGAACCGCGGGUCAGUUUAGUUUAUGCUCAACUGAUGGGCAUGGCUGAGAAUAUCAGUUGUGGUCUCAUUGUGGCUGGUCAGCUUGCUAAAGAAGAGGGCAGAGGGAGUAUGUUCGACAUUCCAAAGGCAUAUCAGUAUCUUGUAUGGGGAACAGUGGGCGAAUGUAGCCAGUACCUUGUCAGACGUGCUGAGGAGAACAAAGACGCGCUUUCAAGGACUAAGGAAGGCAGAAAAGCUUUGGGAAAAGAAUUGCUGAGACGGUUGGGGAUUUCGGCAGAAUAG